AUGUUGGGGAUAAUUGGUCUGGAGGAGUGGUACCUGGAUGGGGGAUGGCCCGCCGUUUCAAUUCCGGAUGGAACGGGUGCGCUUCCGGCGUCGCCGUUGCCUGGUGACGGUUGGGGGCGGCUGCCGUUACGGGCGAGGCCCCGAGAGCUGGAGCGGCGCAGGCUCAGCCGGGCGGGCGCGGCUUUCCCACGGCGACCCCGGGACAGCAGGGAAAUGAGUGACAGGAAAGCAGCAGGAAAAGCUGCAGCUCAGAAAGGUUCCAAACCAGCUUCGCUGGUGAAGAAAUCAGGAACGGCAUCUAGAAAACCAGCGUUAAGCCAGCAAGCUGAGAGGAAAGGCACAGCUAAGGAAGAGAGCAGCUCCAAGCUCCCAAGGAAAUCCAGCAAUAAGCAGAAUGAGCCAGCCCUAAUACACAGCCCGCAUAUAGAACUGAACUACAAAGAAAAGGCUGUGCUAACGUUGCAGUGUGCUUUCCGUCGCAUCCUGGCAUGUAGAGCAAGGGAGAAGCGCCUUAGGGAGCAGAGAGAAUACACCGAGUUAAUGGAGCGCCUCCAGAGAGAGGCCUUCAUUGCGAUGGUGAAGAAGGAGCAGGAAGAAGCUGAACGGGAGAGACAGAAAGAGGAAGAAAAAAAGAAGCAGCAGCGAGAAAUACAACAAAGGAAGAAACGGAUGCUGGAGGCGGCAUUUGAUGGGGAUGUGGAAGAGAUGAAGGCUGUGCUAAAGGAAGUGUCAGAUUUGGAUACUAAGAAUGGUGUGGGUACCGAUGAAAAAGGGAAGGCCAUGCGUCUCUCUAAUCACAUCAACAUGGUGGAGUGCACUGACGCCAAUGGGAACACCCCCCUUUCAGAGGCAGCAGGAGGUGGCCACCCCAACGCUAUCAAGCUGCUGAUAGAAAAUGGAGCCAAUCCCAACUGCAAGGGAGCUUUUGGCAGGACCCCUCUUUAUCGUGCUGCUUUUGGUGGUCACAUGGCUGCAGUGGAGACGCUUCUUCAAUAUGGAGCAGACCCCAGACUUUAUGCUGAUGAUGGCAACACGCCUGAACAAAUUGCUUCUUUGGACAGCUUGGUUGCCAUUCUGCACUCCUGGGACAUCAGCCUGACCGAGUUGAUGCUACAGAAGAUGGAGGCAGAACAGCAAAGAAGAGCCUUGCUGGAAAAGAAGCAGAAAGAAGCUGAGACUCACCGAAUGAGCGAGGAGGUGGAGCAGCUGGCUAAAACGCAAGAGAGAUGUAACAAGGAGCUGCAGCAGGCCUACUGUGAACUGAACAGGAGAAUCACGGAGCAUGACAAGUGUCAGAGAAAGCAGAUGGUCAAUGCAGAGCUGACCCUGCAGGCAAUUGGUGAUGCAGAGAAGUUGGUGGAGACUCUACGUCUGGCUGCUGAGAAAGCAGAGGAGAAACUGUCCCUGGCCAGGCUCAGGUUGCGAGAACAGACUCAGGAAGGGGUGGGGGAUGAAUUCCAAGGGCUGAAGUGCUCCGUACAAGAGCUUGAUGAUGUGCUAUUGAAGGAUGUGGGAGGCAAAAUCCAUUCAGAUGGACGAUGGCCAUUAAUCAUUGAUCCAUCUGGACAGGCUGCAACUUUCCUGCGGUAUCGAGACACAAAUUACUUGAAUACACUGAACCCAAACGAUAUGAACAUGGAGACCAUUCGACUGGCCUUGCUGGGGGCCCUCCGGUAUGGAAAGCCAGUGGUGUUUGACAUGAUGGAAGUGAACAUGUUUGAUGCCAUGAAGAGGCAGUUGGAGGGAAUAGAGUCUGGACUGGCAGAGGCAAUUCUGAGCAAGCAGAUACUGCAGAAUGAAAGGUACCUGUCCUUAGUCAGGACAACAGAUGGACCAGAGUAUUCAUCAACUGAAUUUCAAGCAACUAGACUUGGAAACUUUAAAUUAUUUGUUGUCAUCAAACGUCACCAGCCCCCUGAGGAAUUGCUCCAAAUUCUCCUUCCAAUUCGGGUCAUUCUGGCCAAGUGCAGCCUGUAG
Molecule: messenger RNA, 1977 nt
Organism: Terrapene triunguis (Three-toed box turtle)
Lineage: Eukaryota; Metazoa; Chordata; Testudines; Emydidae
Gene: IQANK1
Product: IQ motif and ankyrin repeat containing 1
Exons: 16
Coding region: 1-1977 (658 amino acids)
Biological process (GO): regulation of barbed-end actin filament capping
Cellular component (GO): nucleus; cytoplasm
Molecular function (GO): protein binding
Source: RefSeq, a predicted model, not a curated record